GAAAGCUGAGGAUUGGAGAAGAGGCAGGGAGAGGAGUGUAUGUACAGUAGUUUGAGUUGAGACUCUUAUGUCUCUAUUCUCACUCAAUUAAACAUCUGACCACUUACCUCAAGCUUAAAUCAAGUUAGAAAACCUAUUGCAGACUUUUUAAUCUGGACAUACAGCACACCGCUGUGGUUAGGAGGAUAUAUCAAUGGAUACUGUAAUAGCAGUAUCUCUGGCAAUAUGCUCCCAUUUCACUAAUGAGCACAUGGAAACUGUACAACAUAGGAAGGUGUACAGUGAUCAUGGAGGCCAAUGAGAGAAUGGAAACAAAGCAAGACUGCAUCUACUCCAAUGUCAACAGGCUAAAGAAAGGCUGUCUCGGUGGAAGAAGUGGUUUCCAUAUUGCUUCAGUGGAAAACAAGGGAGCUGGGCAAAGAAGAGAGGUUGUGGCAAAACUUCCCUUCACCCCAUUAGACAACCUGAAUAACCAGAGGGAAGAAUCGCCUAUGAUGGCUCACUGGAAGCCAAACUUUGACCCUCAUGGCAAUGAGAACACUCUCUUGGUAGGCAACAAGCUCACCAGAUCCAAUGGAGGCAACAUUAAGGACAAAAUUUCUCUGUGGGAGGAAAAGGAACCGACUCAUUUACCAAUUACCUCAGGUCCUUCAGGUCAGUGGACUACUGUAAAAAGGGCAGAAUCCCUGACAAAAAGCAACAAUAAAACUACUGACGAGCUGAGCGCAGAAAGUUGCAGGAGAGUGGCCCAUAAGGAAAAGGAAAAUUUUGGGAAAGAGACUGUAGGAAAACAUGGGGAUUCAAGGCCUUGUUCACCUUUUGAAACUGGGAAACAGCUAACAGGGACGCUCAAGAACAGUAAGGCCUAUGAAAAUCAAAGAAAGGAGGAUUGUAAAAGAGUAGUUCAUCCAGAAAAGCAAGAUUAUGAGAACGAGAAUGUAGAAAAACUUGGAGAUUCAAGGCCGUGUUCACCUAUGGUGGCAGUGCAGCAGCAGGUGGGGAUGUUGAGGAAAACCACUGACAAGAGAGCAGCAGAACAAACCAGUCAGGAGAAGAAAGCGGUGUUCACUCUCUUUAAAAAACUGGAGGCUAUGGGGGAGAACCAUGGGAAAACACCUCCAGAGCUCGGAAAUUACUUCAGCCCACUGGGUAAGGAAAAACAGGUAGAGGUGCAGAAGAAAGAAUCUGAAGCUAUCAGUCAGAGUGGUGCAGUGAAGUCCACUGGGUCCAAAGAAGGGAAGGAGCACAAGGAGAAUGUGUACACAGAGCCGGGUGCACUCCCCAUCAACCCGGUCCCUAAACCCAGACGUACCUUCCAGCAUUCAGCUGUCGUCCCCAUGGAGAAGAGUCAGAGGCAAGGGAGAGGACAGAGGAAUCUCCCUCCACUGCCCUCCAUAUCCACCAGACCCUCCUCAAAACUUCCUUCUGGUGUCUAUGGAAGACCCAGGGGUGAGAUAGUCCGAGACAACAUCAAGAGGAAAUCCUUUGAGUUUGAAGACCUUGCAGAGUCGACUAGCUCGCUCUUCUCUCGUUCACUAUCUCAGGAUCAUCAUUAUGAAGACAUCCUGGAUUCGCCAAAGGAGAACCCGUAUGAGGACAUAGAGUUGGAGAGUCAGUGCUCCCAGCAGUCUCUGCCUUCCUCUCCUGGCGCUGAUACCACCAAGGCCUCAAGGCCUGGCUUCUUCAGGCAGAAUUCCGGCAGGAGCUUUAAGUUGCUAGACCUGCGGAGAAAUAGCCAGCAAACCCACAGUACCAGCAGUGGGGGCAUUUCAUCUCCACCCCAGCUCAGCCCUCCCUCCACCCCCACUGGUCCUGAACACACUACCUGGAUGCCUGGGGAUCCCUGCAGCCGCACCUGCCGCAGGAUACCUACAGUUGUAUUGAGAAUCAAUAGCAUCUUUGAAGCUCGAAUCAGAAAGAAACAUCUACGGAGGAUCUACCAUUAUGCUGAGACAAGCUCAGGAAGAGUAACCGAUGAGAACAGUGACUCUGAGAGUGAAGUUGAAGAAAGAGCAAAAGCUCACCGUCAGCGCCUCGUGUCAGUUCAGUCCAUACUGAGCCAGUCAAGUCAGACCCAGGUCCACUAUAAUGGUACCAACAACAGAAACAGCUCUCUGGAACAGGAGCUCCACCAGCGCAAACUUUUUGAAUAUUUCCUGGUUGUGUCACUGCAGAAGUCGAAGGCCGGUGCCCACUAUCUGCCGGAGGUCACACAGCAGUUCCCCCCUAAGUUGGAGCGCAGCUUCAAGUUCAUGAGGGAGACAGAGGAUCAGCUGAGGAUCAUUCCUCAGUUCUGUUUCCCUGAUGCUAAAGACUGGGAGUUGGUGGAGAACUACCCGAGUGAGAUGUUCUCCUUUGUUUUGACUGGAGAGGAUGGGAGCAGGAGGUUUGGAUACUGCCGGCGUUUACUGCCCAGUGGAAAAGGUAAACGUCUACCAGAGGUCUAUUGUAUCGUCAGUCACCUUGGCUGUUUCAACCUGUUCUCCAAGGUGUUGGAUGAGGUGGAGAGGCGGAGGGCUCUGUCUCCAGCCUUGGUACAGCCCUUCAUGAGAGCCAUCAUGGAGGCCCAGUUUCCAGCCCCAGGCAGAACCAUCACCAUCAAAACUUUUCUUCCUGGCUCGGGUACUGAAGUGAUGGAGCUCUGUCGACCCUCUGACUCACGCCUGGAGCAUGUGGACUUUGAAUGUCUGUUCUCCUGUUUGAGUUUGCGGCUGCUGCUCCGGGUGUUCGGUUCUCUGCUGCUGGAGCGGAGGGUCAUCUUCACUGCCGACAAACUCAGUACUCUCUCCCAGUGCUGCCAUGCGGUGGUGGCACUGCUUUACCCCUUUGUAUGGCAGCACACUUACAUUCCCGUGCUGCCCUCGGCUAUGCUCGACAUCGUCUGCACCCCGACCCCAUUCAUCGUCGGCCUGUUGUCCAGCUCCCUGCCCCAGCUCACUGAACUGCCCCUGGAGGAGGUUCUGGUUGUGGAUCUAGGAAACAGUCGAUUUCUUAGACAGUUGGAUGAUGAGGACACCAUCCUGCCCUCCAAGCUUCAAUCAGCCCUGGAGAACGUUCUAGAGAGGAGGAGAGAGCUUGCUACUGAGAGAGGAGGAGACACACCCAGUGACUCUGGACAUCUUAGCACCGUUGUGUCCGAGGCCUUUGUCCGUUUCUUUGUGGAGCUGGUAGGCCACUAUCCGCUCUUCAUCAUCGGUGAACGGGAAGAUGGCUACUCCUCCUCGUCCUCCUCCCCAGUCCCCUGCUCUUUCCAGCGGGAUGGUUUUCGUAAAGCGAUCCCAUCUAAGACUGUGCGUCGCUUCCUGGAGAUCUUCAUGGAGACCCAGAUGUUUGGCUGGUUCAUCCAGGAGAGGGAGCUCCACAGGCAGGCUCUGAGAGGACUGUUUGAAGUGAGGGUGCAGGAGUAUCUAGACUGUAUCCAUGAGAAUGAACAUCGAAGGGUUAACAGGUUUCUCAAAGGCUUGGGAAACAAAAUGAAAUUCCUUUCCAAGAAAUAAUGCAACUAUAAUUAUGAAACAAGCCUCCAAGACUUAAAGGACUGCAGAAAUCCGACAAAAGAAAUUUUCUUUUCAGUGCUUUUUCAGAGACGCUUGCCAAUGUCAUCCUCAUCCUCAUCUGUUUCAAUGAGUGAGACUGUGGGUUUUGCUCCAGGACUCAUGAUAGAAGGAGGGUGGCUGUUGCUAAUCACAAAUUGUUCCUACCAAAGGAAGAUGUUGCUGUAGUUCACAUAAAGGAAGGAACUUUGGACUGUGGACUCACAGAUGAUUAAAUGCCUUAGACAACAGCAUUCAUUAGCACAAAUAACACAGUGUACAAUAUACAAAUAACGUUGGUGUUAAGAUUAUUUCUGUAAACUAUAUAUUUUUGACAAUCAAUUAAAGGGUAAACCUGAAUAAAUAAGGGUAAAAAACCUUUUGAAUCUAGCUGCGUCUAUACAGGGCGUGGUUUGAUAAGCAUGAAAAUGAGGUGAAUUGAAAGUUCAUGGUCAUGGUAUUUUCUGAAUCCACUAGGGGGCAGUAGCAUAUUUUCUCUGAUUAGAUGAUCUUGAUGCUGACAGUGACUAACUAGACAAUGACACAAACCUUGCUUUUUAUUGUUUAAAUUUUCUUUUAGUCAUAACAGUGACAACGUCACAAAUGCUUUGAUUCUGACAAGUAAAUUAAUAUUCUCUGUUUGCUGUUUUUAAGCUCUGAGUUAUUGUCGUGAUGUUGUCAUGUUUUCUUUUUCCCGUCAAAACUGAUCUCCAGGUCUAAUAUAAUUAUUGCAUUGCAUUCUUAUAGAGUUUGGUUGUCAUUUUUCUAACCUUUGUAAAUCACUAUUCCUACCAUCC
This is a messenger RNA of Xiphias gladius (swordfish), 4330 nucleotides long. Its product is annotated as DENN domain-containing protein 2A-like. The record is from RefSeq and is a predicted model, not a curated record. Gene Ontology annotation, cellular component: actin cytoskeleton. Bases 243 to 3497 code for a protein of 1084 amino acids. Gene Ontology annotation, biological process: retrograde transport, endosome to Golgi. Lineage: Eukaryota; Metazoa; Chordata; Actinopteri; Istiophoriformes; Xiphiidae. The transcript has 20 exons.